Plasmodium vivax (malaria parasite P. vivax) is the source of this 3431-nucleotide messenger RNA. Its product is annotated as signal recognition particle 54 kDa protein, putative. The coding region runs from base 1138 to 2640 and encodes 500 amino acids. Gene Ontology annotation, cellular component: signal recognition particle, endoplasmic reticulum targeting; cytosol. Lineage: Eukaryota; Apicomplexa; Aconoidasida; Haemosporida; Plasmodiidae. The transcript has 2 exons. The record is from RefSeq and is a predicted model, not a curated record. Gene Ontology annotation, molecular function: GTPase activity; GTP binding; ATP hydrolysis activity. Gene Ontology annotation, biological process: SRP-dependent cotranslational protein targeting to membrane, translocation; SRP-dependent cotranslational protein targeting to membrane.
CUACGAUUUUGCUUUCUUCCUCUUUUCCUUCCCCCCCAAUGAAUGAUUUUUUCCAAGUGACAUUUUUUCGCCUUUCUGAAAAAAGCGCUUGGCAGAAGAAAUUAAUGAACAUAUAUUUUUUUUUUGGUAAAGCGAGGCCCCCACUUGGGUUUCCUCUUAGUAACAUAAAAAUCGCGACGUACAUAAAUCUGUGAUGAAUUCACGCCCGAAGGCUGCCAUAUUAUACGCACGGGAAAAGGCAAAGGCUGAGGGGAAGGCUGCGGUGAAGGAACCAAACCGGAAGCGCUGUUCAUCGUAACAUGACAUUUGUGCGUCCCCUAGGGAGCUAUUUACUGGCGCACGUGAGGGCGUGAGCGGAUUAAUGCGUUCCAUGGGGCUGCAUCGUAAAUAAAGCAGCACUCAACCGCUCUCACGUUUGGAAUAUCACCUCUUGGGGCCUCUCCCCCUCCUUCGGUAUACACUUGGGUGUAUACACUCCGGUGAACAUUUGCCUACAUCGUGGGGCGCGACCCUCCCCUGCGCGGCAACACACGACUAACUGUUUGAUGAUUAACAAACAUUACGCAGCAACACACGUCCUGACGAGCAAUUGCACCCCGUGUAUGUAGUGCAGCCCAUUUGUGUACGCGUGAAGAAUUGUACAAGCGCAUACACGUGAGCAGCAGAAUAUAUUUCCAUUUGCUUGCACACUUGGGGGACCACACCUUCUGUUUCGGCACAGCAAGUCAGGAGCAGGCACAUGCUGGAAAUCGCCUCUCUUGAUUUCGUGCAAACGGAAGUGCUACUCCCACCACGGUGCGGGAUAAACGCAUUUGAAUAUUUAUAUUCGUAUGUGUCCUCUCCCCCCAUUAAGUUCACUUUGUUUUGUUAGCCCUUUACCCGGAAGUUGGCCCCCCCCAUAAGUCACCCCUCGGCUGAGUGUUGCGCCGAAAGAGUAUUUAGGAGGCCAGUUGUGAGACAAACGUAGGGGUCAAACCGCUACCAAUACCGCGAAGCGCGCUUCCCCUCGCGCUGUGGCAUCCCAGUUGAGUAGGGUCCAAUUGGAGUGCAGGUAGUAGCCCCACCCCUGCCGCGUCGCACGAAGAAUCAUCAGACGGUGGUCGAUACCACUGCCGUUGAACAUUUCGGGGUGACAAAAUGGUGCUGACGGAGCUGGGGACGCAGCUGACGUGCGCGCUGCAGAAGCUGCAGGCAUCAGCUGUGGCGGACGACAGCGCAAUUGAAGAGUGCCUGAAGGAAGUGAUGAGAGCGCUGAUCUUGGCGGAUAUAAACAUCAGCUACCUGAAGGAUAUAAAAAGUAAUAUAAAAAAAAAUAUUGAAAAAAAUAUCGAUUUGUAUGGAAACAAUAAAAAGAGACUGGUGCAACAGUACGUGGUGGAGGAGCUUAUAAACCUCCUGGAAGGGAAGAAAGAAUCCUAUGUGCCCAAGAAAGGAAGUCGAAAUGUCAUUUUGUUUGUCGGGCUGCAAGGAAGUGGAAAAACAACCACCUGUACGAAAUUCGCACAUUAUUAUCAAAAGAAAGGAUUCAAAACGGCCUUAGUAUGUGCAGACACUUUUAGAGCGGGGGCUUUUGAUCAGCUGAAGCAGAACGCCGCGAAGGUAAAGAUCCCAUUUUAUGGAAGCUACUCAGAAGUGGACCCUGUAAAAAUUGCAAGUGAUGGAGUUAAUGCAUUUUUAAAAGAAAAAUAUGACCUAAUCAUUGUAGAUAGCUCCGGUAGACACAAACAAGAGAGUGAAUUAUUUGAAGAGAUGAAGCAGGUGGAAAGCUCCAUCAGACCAGAAGAAAUCGUCUUCGUCAUUGAUAGUCAUAUCGGGCAGAGUUGCCAUGAUCAAGCGAUGGCUUUUAAAAACUCAGUUACUUUAGGGAGUAUCAUUAUUACCAAGAUAGAUGGACAUGCGAAGGGAGGAGGGGCCCUCUCCGCAGUGGCAUCAACAGGUUGCCCAAUCACAUUUAUCGGUACAGGUGAACACAUUAACGACUUUGAAAAUUUUGAAGCAAAGUCAUUCGUUUCGAGACUCCUAGGGUUGGGAGAUAUUAACGGACUGGUAUCCACUUUAAAAGAAGUAAUAGACAUAGAAAAACAGCCGCAGCUGAUUAACAGACUGUCGAAAGGGAAAUUCGUAUUGAGAGAUAUGUACGAUCAAUUUCAAAACGUUUUUAAAAUGGGGAGCCUAAGUAAAGUUAUGUCGAUGAUCCCAGGUUUUGGGAACAACCUAAUAAGUAAAGGUACAGAAAAAGAAGGCAUAGAAAAGAUAAAAAAAUUUAUGGUUAUUAUGGACUCUAUGACAAAUGAAGAAUUAGAUUGUGUAAAACCGCUCAACGAUAGUAGGUGCCUGAGGAUCUGCAAAGGGUCAGGUACACGUCUGCAAGAUAUACGAGAGCUCUUGGAACAAUUUAAGUUUCUAAAAAAUAUGGUCUCCAAAAUGGGGAAGCUCGGAUUGAGGGAAAAUAACCUGAACUCGUUAAUGCGAAACCAGAAGCACUUCCUCAGCAAAAUGAAUAACUUUAUUGACCCCAGCAUGCUGGGGCAGAUGGGCGGCCCGAAUAACAUGGUCAACAUUUUGAAGGAGUUUACGAAGAUGGACGAUUUGGGCGGCUCCAUGGCGAACAUGAUGAAGCAGAUGGGGUUUAAGAAGUGAGCGGGGGAAGGGAAUGGGGAAAAAAGGAGACAGAGGAGAGAAGAGGCGAUGGGAGGGAGAAAACUCCAUUCGGAUUUCACCCCUCGGACGAUAUUAAGAAUGCUCUCCUCGUGGUGCAUACGUCUCUCCUUUUCGCCAUCCCUCUGGAGGGGGUAACUCCCUGAAGGGUGUUCAUCCAAGUGGACACAUUUUUUACAACACAUUGGGAGGGAGAUAUAUAUUCGGGUCAGUUCCUUUGCAUUUUCCGCAAAAUGGGACCCUUCUGUGCGUAGCUCAUUUGGAGGAGCUAUGCGCGGAGGGCGAAAUGAAGAAGAAAAUAAUUUCCCCCUCUGGACACACGUUUCAACGUUGGCAAGUGUGCAGACGGAGAGGAUAAGACGCAGGGCCGAGAAUCACCUGCUUAAGUCCCGCACCCAUGAGUGUUUAAAAAAAAAACAGCUGAGGAUACCGCUUCAUCAGAGGAAAAUGCCAGCAGCUGUUCGUAUCCUGCGAGAGGGGGUGCAAAAGAGGACACCACCGUCGUCUUCCCAACGUUUUGCAGCGCCCCUUUUUUAUGUCACAUUUUUGCGUCCCCAAGGUGGGGAGAAGGCUGCCUGCAGGGGCAGCGGGGGCAGCAGUGAAAGCUGUACCAUUGUGCAUAUACUACUUAUGCGCAUUAUAUAAAUGUAAUUUUUUUUUUUUUUUUUGUUUUUAAUUUGUCACCACCGAAAUAGCUAGCGCGGGUGUUUCUGCCUCCCAUGAUGCUCUUUGUUCUCCCCUUUGUAAACUUUUAAAAUUAUUUAAAUUAAAGU